UCUAUGCCCUCCUGCAGACCCUGAAUGAGGAGAUGGAUUAUGUGGAUAACUUGCUAGACUGGUGGGAUAAAGCGAAACAACGUAUCAAAAAUAUUACAAUUAAAUACAGUAAGCAGAAAAAAUGGAAAGAACUUCAAGAUGAACGUGUUUUGAGACAGCAGCUAAAUAUAGAAUCGGAUGAGUUAGAAAGAAACGUAAAUAGAGAUUUAACAGAAUAUAUCCUUUUAAAGAAACAGCUAGAAGAAAUAGAGAAAAACAAAUGUAGAGGGGCCAUAAUUAGGAGUAAAGCGAAAUAUCUAACAGAAGGAGAGAAAUCUACGGCUUUCUUUUUAGCACAGGAAAAAUGAAAACAAGUCAAUACAACAAUCUCUGAGUUAAUAAAUAAUCAAGGACAGAAAGCAACUGAUAUCACAAGUAUUUUAGAAACUGUUCAAGAUUUUUACUCUCAGCUUUUUACAAGUGGUAAUGUUGCGGAAGAUAAAAUCAACAAGGUCGUUGGAGUCAUUCACUCCUCCCUCUCCAGGGAAGACAGUCUCUGCUGUGAUGCCCCUGUAACAGAAGAAGAAAUUCAAUUUGCUAUAAAUUCUCUAAACCACAAUAAAAGUCCAGGACACGAUGGCAUUUCGGCUGAAUUUUAUAAACAGUUUAAAAAUCAAAUUAGUAAAAUUUUAUUGAAAGUUUUUUCAGUCAUGGAGCAAACAGGCUGUACACCCAAGACUUUUGCACAGGGAGUCAUUACCCUUAUUUACAAAAAUAAAGGAAAUCGAAACAACCUUGAAAACUAUAGACCCAUCAGUUUAUUAAACAAAGACUACAAAAUAUAUGCAAAAAUAUUAGCUCAUAGGUUAAAAAUGGUCGCAGGUAGCAUUGUUGGUCUAUCUCAAGCAUAUGGUAUUCCGCAAAGAAACAUUUCAGACACAAUAUUAUCAAUAAAUCACACAAUUCAAACUAGGUCUAGUACCCAGGGUAUUUUUCUUAAUAUAGAUUUUAGUAAAGCGUUUGAUAGAGUUGAGCACAACUUCUUAUGGGCAGUUUUGAACAGGUUCGGGUUUGGGCAGUCUUUUAUCAGUAGAUUGCGUUUACUGUAUGCAAACGCGGAAAGUAAAGUCAAAUGCAAUGGUCACUUUACGGACUAUUUUCGCUUACAUAGGUCAGUCCGGCAGGGCUGUCCUUUGUCAUCCUUGCUAUAUAGGUUAGUGGCUGAGCUCCUGGCUCUGCUGAUAAAACAAGACAACAAAAUCCAUGGUAUAGAAUCUCCAUUAGGGACCAGCAGUAAAAUUUUCCAAUACGCCGAUGACACAUCAAUAACAGUCAGGGCAGAAGAGGACCUAGAUAGAGUUUUUCACCACGUACAUGAAUAUGGCUUAGCCUCUGGUGCAGCAGUCAAUAUGGAAAAAUCUGAAAUCAUGUAUUGCGGUGGAGCAGUGCGGACACCGGGCAAAUGGAGCUUAAAGGAGGCAGAAGGCAUAGUGAAGGUUUUAGGCGUGUACCUUGGAGUGCAGCAGAAUAUGGCGAGAGAUGAGACGUGGAAGGUGGUCUUGAACAAAAUCCAGAAACUCCUUAACCUAUGGAAACAGCGGAUGCUGACAAUCAAAGGUAAAGUAGUUAUUAUAAAUAGUUUAAUUAUAUCCAAGGUUAUCUAUCCACUUACCGUCUAUGAUCUCCCGCAGUCAGUGAUUGGUCUGUUGAAUAAAAGGAUUUCAUUCUUUAUUUGGAAACGGCCCAGUAAUCUUGUAGCGCAUAACACAUUGAUCACUCAGCAUAAACAAGGGGGUCUCAAGCUCACUGAUAUCACCUCGAAGAAGCAAGCACUAAGAAUUAAGUCAGUCUCGCACUUCCUGACCUCAUCUCAUCAUCAUGUAUGGUUUGAUUAUCUGGAAGAAGCACUGUCCCGGUUCGGCACGGAGACUGUCUUUAACCUGUGCUCCAUAACAAUGCCGGCAGAAAGAAACCGUUUAAGCCUCUUCCACGCAGAAUUACUUGAAGCCUGGGACAAAAUUCGUCCUUUUCUAGCGACAGACAUGCAAUAUACAUCCGUCCAUUCGUUGCCCAUCUUCUGUAAUCCCGAAGUGGUCUGCGGGAGCGGCAUGCUGUGCCUCCCGUCCUGGAGAGGGGCCGGCAUACACACCUUUGCGCAGGUGCUGAAUGAAAGAGGGACAGUAGAUGUUGACAAAGUCCAGAAUCAGUUUAGAACAGCACACCAUGUAGUCAGGAAAAACAUGCUGGUGAAAAACUGUCAAAUUAUUCAGGCAGCCUUGCCUUCACACUGGCUCUCGCGUGUCAGUAGGGGGAGUCGAUACCACGGGGUGCAGGAUAAUGCUCUAAAUUUCCUCCUUCCUGUAGGGGAUAAGAAGAAACAGAUUAGCGAAGUGAAAACCAAAGUGUGGUACAACAUGCUUGUUUCUCUGGUUGCACAGGAACCAACUUCACAUAAGCAAUGGUCAUUGUUAUUCACUGAUAGGGUGGUGCAAAGCAUAUGGUUGUACUUUCCGAUCAAGCAGAACUGUCACCAAGCCAAUAACAUGGACUUCUUGCUAAGACACAGGAGGAUCUUCACAGGUGUGGUCCUGCAUCAAAUUAACAAAGACAAGUACAGCAGAGACUGCACCGUCUGCCGCUCAGCCCCAGAAACACUGGAACACCUGUUUCUGCACUGUCCUGAAAAUAUCCCCUUCUGGAAGAGGAUCGCUCAACUGCUGCGCAGCAUGUCAUCAUCGCUGGGAUUCACAGGGCAGCGAUGGGAUUGGACGAGACUCUUUGGGCUCACAGAACCCCAUGAACAGCUGAGUAAAGAACAACACGCGCUUUGCAAUGUUACACUCUCCAUUGCCAGAUAUUCUGUUUACCUUUCCAGAAACUAUCAGCUCCAUGAGGGCAAGACGGUGAACCGUUGGAUGUUUUUCAGCGGGCUGAUGCGUGCUCACCUCAAAACUUUGGACACUGCCAACAUGGGCUUCUGUGACAGCAUCCUUGGGCCACUUCAGGUCUUAUAAAGGCGGUGACGGAUGGGAUGGAUUAAAGUGUGAGUGCAGCAGCUGAACCUCAGCCCAAAGCUGACUUCCUGAAAGGAGAACCUCACAGGAAGCACCCGGGUUUGACCAACCUGAAG
Fundulus heteroclitus (mummichog) is the source of this 3109-nucleotide messenger RNA. RefSeq names its product methyltransferase like 17 (gene mettl17). The transcript is spliced from 2 exons. Gene Ontology annotation, biological process: translation. NCBI's taxonomy places the organism in Eukaryota, Metazoa, Chordata, Actinopteri, Cyprinodontiformes, Fundulidae. Gene Ontology annotation, cellular component: mitochondrial small ribosomal subunit. Bases 690 to 2993 code for a protein of 767 amino acids. The record is from RefSeq and is a predicted model, not a curated record. Gene Ontology annotation, molecular function: methyltransferase activity; structural constituent of ribosome.